This is a messenger RNA of Meira miltonrushii, 739 nucleotides long. RefSeq lists its product as uncharacterized. Gene Ontology annotation, biological process: mRNA splicing, via spliceosome. Gene Ontology annotation, cellular component: U4/U6 x U5 tri-snRNP complex; spliceosomal complex. Bases 92 to 643 code for a protein of 183 amino acids. The transcript has a single exon. NCBI's taxonomy places the organism in Eukaryota, Fungi, Basidiomycota, Exobasidiomycetes, Exobasidiales, Brachybasidiaceae. Gene Ontology annotation, molecular function: nucleic acid binding; zinc ion binding. The record is from RefSeq and is a predicted model, not a curated record.
CGUAGAAGAAUACACGCAAAAGGCACGCGAUCGUGAUCGAGAAGAAAAAGAGAGAGUACAGGAGAAUGAAGAAAGAAAACGAAAAGGUCAAAUGCCAAUACAACGAUCACGAAAACGAGAAGAAAUCGCAAAACCAACACAAGAUCUUCAAGCAAGAAAAGAUGAUUUGCAAAUAACCAAAAAUCAAGGAAAAACCUUGAUGGUAGAAAAUGAACCCGGAAAAAGGAAAGGACCAGGAUUUUAUUGUGAUUUGUGUAAUCGAACAUUCAAGGAUAGCAUUGCUUAUUUGGAUCAUGUUAAUGGAAGGUUGCAUUUGCGGAAACUUGGACAGACAACACAAGUUGAACGUUCUACAUUGGAGGAGGUACGCGAAAGGUUAGAGUACUGGAAAGAGGAAUUUCAGUCUCGUAAAACAAGAUCGAAUGAAUACGAUUUCGAGAAACGAUUAGCAGAAUUGGCCGAACAACAGAAAAGAGAAAAAGAAGAAAGGAAGCAAAAGCGAAAAUUAGAGAAAGAGGCAAGAAGGGCAGGGGCAAGCAAGAGCGAUGCAAUGCUACAAGACGGCGUAAUUGCAUCGGAUGCAGAUUCAGAUGCAAUGGCAAUGAUGGGCUUUGCCAGCUUCGGUACCAGCAAGAAGCGGUAACAGCAACGAUUAUGGAUGAGUGUAAUUUUAGUGUACUAAUAUUGUAUCUGUGAAUGUGGUUAUGUGAUGCGAUGAUAUUGAAUUUUAAAAAUACUG